Messenger RNA from Pseudomyrmex gracilis, 2046 nucleotides. Its product is annotated as angiogenic factor with G patch and FHA domains 1. Bases 80 to 1735 code for a protein of 551 amino acids. Gene Ontology annotation, molecular function: protein binding; nucleic acid binding. Lineage: Eukaryota; Metazoa; Arthropoda; Insecta; Hymenoptera; Formicidae. The transcript is spliced from 9 exons. The record is from RefSeq and is a predicted model, not a curated record.
ACAAACAGCUGUUUCCAGAUGUCAGCAUCACCGUUCAGUAUAGCAAACAUUGCAAAAACCUGUAGAUUAUACGUUGGCAAUGAAAAGAAAAAACCGAUUUAACCAUAAAAAUUCUGUUUUUCUUCGAAAAAGUUUAUGUACUUAUGUGAUUGCAUUUGCAAACGAAUCGAAAAUGCAUAGUGAAAGUGAAGAAAGUGAAAUUAUAUUGGAUUUCGAGGAAGAUUUUACAGAGGAACUGAACACUUUGCCUCAUGUUUUACGAUAUAUACAACGUUUGCUUUUUGUUAUUAAAAGGCAACAAAAAAAAAUUAAUAAACUACGAAAGAAACUCAACGAACAGAAGAAUAAAAAUUUUCUUCAUAUUAGAACGUACAUAGAUUAUGGAACUCAGACAGAUACUGUUAAUCACGACCAAACAUCACACGAUUGGAAUAUGAGUGAUGAUAAGUCAUCCAGUAUAGCGGAUCAAGUGAAAGAAGUAGCAGAAUCAGCUUUGUUACAGACCGGAUUUGUUUAUGAGGCAACAUCAGGAAUGUAUUAUGAUUAUAAUACUGGAUAUUAUUAUGAUACGAAACAAGGUCUAUAUUAUGAUGGAAAUACUGGAACAUAUUAUUAUUAUGAUAAAACUAGUAACACAUAUCAACCCCAUAGUCAAGUACAAACCUGUACUGAAGAUGGUGCACAAGUUUCUCAAAAGAAAGAAGACCAACAAAUUCAAACAAAUAAGGAUGACGUAAAAAAACGAAAAUUGGCAAAUGAAGAUGAAAAUUUUGGAGGUGAUGAGCCUGAGGAAGGUGAAUGUUCAAACAGUGAAAGUGAUGAUAUUACAACUAAUAUACAUGACAUAUCUACUGAUAGCGAAAGCGACCAUGAAAAUGAACAAGAUUUAGCAAAAAGUUAUCCUCCAUGUAUGAGAAUUAUUGUCAAAGAAACUGAUAUGGCACAAUUAAAAGUAGGCUCUCUUUUCCUUGUCACAUGCACAGGAGGUUCAUUGGGUCGAGAAGGAGAUCACUCAGUACUGAUACCUGACAUAAAUAUUAGCAAGUUCCAUGCUCGCUUUAUAUACGAUGAAAAUAAAAAACAGUAUCAAGUGGUUGAUACUGGUUCGAGAAACGGUACAAUUUUAAAUGGCAAAAGAUUGUCAAUAGCUAAACAAGAAUCUGAACCUUAUGAUAUUACACAUGGCUCGAUUAUAAAAAUUAGCGGAACGAAAUUGCUAUGCCACAUUCACAAAGGAAAUGAAACAUGUGGUCAUUGCGAACCAGGUCUUGUUCAACAAACCAUCAACUUAGAAGAAAAUACAACUUCAAAGAGGGAACUUCAUAAGGAAGAGUUACGACGUUUGAAACAUAAAUUCGGAAUUGAAAAGGACAGUGUUACGUCUAACAGUCAACUCGCGUCGGGUUAUCAAGAUAGAGCACAAGCCAGAAGACAAAAUGUAGGUUCCUCGCAUCACCGCGCUAAGACAGAACAAAGUUCUGUUGACACGGCAAUUUCUAAGGCUAAUAAGGGAUUUCAAUUACUUUCAAAAAUGGGUUGGGCCGAAGGUUCUUCUUUAGGAAAAGACGGAGAUGGAAUGUUGGAGCCUCUACCGAUCACGUCCAAUCACAGCAAGAGUGGUCUUGGCAACGAGUUCGAAGCAGAUCUUUCUAACAUCACGGUGGAUCCGAGAUUGGAGAAGAAGCAAGCAAUGUGGCAAAAAGCUCGGAAACGUUACAAAGCGAUAGCAGAUUGAUCUAUAGCACAUAUAAGUUAUUUAAUUUCUUUUUUUUUUUACAGAUACAUGUGUUGACGUCUUAUCGAAUUUUUAUUAACCGAAUUGCACGUUGUUACAUUAUAAAGAUCUCUAGUCGUGUACUUCGAAAUCAUAAAUUAUUGUUUUUUUUUCUUUUUACACUUGUGAUAUAAUAACGUUUUUCUUAAAACGCUAAGGUAAUCAUGCAGAAAUUAUUUUGAUAUUUGCCAUGUAAAUAUACGAGAUUAAGAACGCAUUUAUAUAUACAAAUGUGUUUAAUAAUAAAUGUUAACGCUUAACAGUCGGCGAAA